This is a messenger RNA of Daphnia carinata, 2616 nucleotides long. Its product is annotated as E3 ubiquitin-protein ligase synoviolin B-like. The transcript has 15 exons. The record is from RefSeq and is a predicted model, not a curated record. Lineage: Eukaryota; Metazoa; Arthropoda; Branchiopoda; Diplostraca; Daphniidae. Gene Ontology annotation, cellular component: cytoplasm.
CGUACUUGCAAUUACAGCACGUUUUACAUGUUGACCGAUUCACACAAAUUGGGAAAAUAUCAACAUUAAUCAAAUCAGAAAGCAAAAAACAUUAUGAGUUCUCAGCGUGGUAAUGUGUCUAGAACCAGGAAACAAAAGCAUACAAACUCUAUUAGUUAUAAAAAUAAUAAGCAUGGUGAAACACCUAAAACUAAAGCUUUGAAUAGUUUGCAGAUAUGCAACGUCUGUGCCCACUGCAAGGAUGUACUUGAAUGGAAGAUCAAGUAUAACAAGUACAAGAUGCUAAGUGCACCCGCCAAAUGCACCAAGUGCUUAGAAAAAACAGUUAAGCAGGCAUAUUCCAUUCUCUGUCAGCCAUGUGCAGAAAAAGAAGAGUUGUGUGCCAAAUGUGGGAAAAAAGAAGAAAUUGUGUGUCGACCAGAACCCACUGUAGCUGAAAAAGCACAAAUGGAAGCAAAGUUCCAAAUGGAACUAAAAUCCUUGAGUGAAAGAAAACGUCGAACAUUCUUGAGAUAUCUUGACAGACUUGGUAAAGCCAAGGAUGAAGAUGAUGGUGAGAUAGAGUCAGGAGAAACAAAACGAAAACCCACUAACUGGAUGGAGGAAGCUGAAAAACGCCUAGAACUCUUGAAGCUUCGGCAGCCUAGUGAUGUAAAAGUUGUCAAAAACAGUUAAUGAAAGCAAACGAAAAUGCGUAUCGAAUUAGUUAUUCUAGGCAGUCUUGUUUUGUCUACAUCAGUAGUUGGGAAUGCAUAUUACCAAAAAAAGCAAUUUUAUCCCUCUGUGGUUCACAUAACAAAAUCCAAUCCUAGCAUGAUGGUGAUGUAUAUUCAAGCCCUAGUCAUUGUAGUUUUACUGGGCAAGUUGAUGAAGCGAGUGUUUUUUGGACAGCUGAGAGCUGCCGAAGUUGAGCACCUUAUUGACCGGUCAUGGUAUGCCAUAACGGAAACAUGUUUGGCUUUCACUGUGUUUCGAGAGGAUUUUUCUACCAAAUUCGUCGCCCUGUUCACCGUUCUUCUGUUCCUCAAAGCAUUUCAUUGGCUGGUUGAGGACAGAGUUGAUUAUAUGGAAAGAAGCCCCAUAAUAUCUUGGUUAUUUCAUUUUAGAGUAACAUCACUACUGUUUGUCUUGGGGGCCCUGGACUGGCAUUUCAUUCAAGUAGCAUACCAGGCAACCCUAACUCAAGGAGCAUCAGUACAACUUGUGUUUGGCUUUGAGUAUGCCAUUCUACUGACUAUGGUUGCAAUGGUGACAGUAAAGUAUGCUCUCCACACUUAUGAUAUCAACCGAGAAAAUCCAUGGGAAGACAAAGCCGUUUUCUUGCUCUACGCUGAACUUGCCAUUGGUUUCAUUAAAGUCAUUCUAUACAUGAUGUUCAUGUUAAUCAUGAUACGAGUGUAUACUCUACCGCUGUUUGCAGUGCGACCAAUGUACCUAGCUAUGAGAUCGUUUAAAAAGGCAUUAAGUGAUGUAAUCCUUUCACGGCGAGCAAUUCGCAAUCUAAACACACUUUAUCCGGACGCCACAACAGAAGAUUUAGCUAACACAGACAACGUCUGCAUUAUUUGCAGAGAAGAAAUGGUUACGGGAGCUAAAAAGUUGCCUUGCAAUCACAUCUUCCACGCCACUUGUCUGCGAUCCUGGUUCCAGAGACAACAAACUUGCCCAACUUGCCGACUCGAAGUUUUGCGCGCACCAGGCAACCCUAUUGGAAACCCAGUUCCCCCAGCUGCGGCUAACAUGAGACAACCUCAACAGCAAGCCGCGCCAUCUCCUCCUCCUCCCCAGGCAGCCGCAAAUGCACCACAAGCAGCUCCCGUUCAACCACCGCUACCGCCUUUCAUUCCUCAUCAUCCUCCAUUCAACUUCCCUUUUCCAAUGCCGAAUAUACCCCAACAAGCUGGUGCAAACGAUGCUCGCUACGUUCCAGACACAAAUGGACAACGUCCUGUAAUGCCUCCACCGUUCUCCCUUCCUCCAUUCAUGCCAUUCGUUGUCCCACCUCCGAGACCGCCUGCAAACCUAGGCGCACUCAGUGAUGCUGAGCUACGCGCAAUGGAAGGACAAGAAAGGCGACACCUGGAAGCAAGGAUCCGUGUACUCAGGGACAUCCAAACCUUGCUUGACGCAGCCGUGCUUCAGAUGAAUCAGUAUGGAAUUCUAGUGGCACGCCUAGAACACGAAUCCAAUAAUAACACUGAAACUGUAAGAAGCCCCGGAGAAGAAGCUCCAGCGUCAUCUGGGCAGCAGGCGGAGGAACAGCAACCAGGUGUCAAUGCAACUUCUUCACCAGUGGAAAAUGAAGUUUUGACCCCAGAAGAAGAAACAAACUUGAGUGAUCAGGAAAGAUUGAGACGUCGACGUGUACAGAGAUUUAUGAAUGGCGGAGAGCAAAACUAGAUGUUUACUCGUUUUCAAGGAAUUAUAUUUAUAAAGGGUGUUCACGUAAAGAAGAUUUAUUUGGUUGUAUUCCUUCGUGUGUUCUUUUGCCUCAUAAAUAGGAUACCCAUUCAAAUGUAUCCUUGUAAAUAAUUCCUCCAUUGCUUGGUUUUGGGUGAGACAUGGACUGUCAAAUGAGAUGACGUUUGUAACUAAUACAUGUAUUUUACCUUUUCA